Molecule: messenger RNA, 2609 nt
Organism: Petromyzon marinus (sea lamprey)
Lineage: Eukaryota; Metazoa; Chordata; Hyperoartia; Petromyzontiformes; Petromyzontidae
Source: RefSeq, a predicted model, not a curated record
CCCAACUCUGGCUGUCCCCUGAUGAUGCUCGUUGUAAACUACUGGCGAAACGUCACGCUACUUAGUGCUGUACCAGUAACGAAUUGGCACGUUUUGUUUACGUGACAAACCUUGCUGAUUGGCUGCGUCGGGUGGCAGCGGAUUUAACGACACAUUUAUAUUUAUGCGAUCUAACGCCCUAAAAAAAAACCCUUAUGGAUAUUAUUCGUCGCGAAAGCGUGCUACGUGGGAGAAGAUCCCGGGGCCGGCCCAAGACACGUUGCUGGGGGGACGACAUCGAUCGGCUGGAACACCUGGGAAUUCCCCAGGAAGAGCUACACAGUCUGGCCCCUCCCCCAUGGAGGGCUCCGGGCUGGGCCGCGUGGCCCGCACCCCCAAGUGCGCGCGCUGCCGCAACCACGGCGUCGUGUCGCGCCUCAAGGGCCACAAGCGGUUCUGCCGCUGGCGCGACUGCGCAUGCGCCAACUGCCAGCUGGUGCUGGAGCGCCAGCGCGUGAUGGCCGCGCAGGUGGCGCUGCGCAGGCAGCAGCAGCAGCAGCAGUCGAGAACUCGUCACGUGGACGCGGCUGCCGGUGGGGUCGUGACCUCCUGUCGCUCCGCGGGUCCCGCACGCGCGGCCCGGACCCCAGGCAUCGUGGCGCGGAGCAUCCUGGAAGGUUAUCGUCCCCCUGCCCCGGAGGCUGACUCGCAUAGUGGCUGCUCCGGGGCUUCAUCCACCUCCUCCUCCUCCUCCUCCUCCUCGUCGUCGUCCUUCCCUCCCGCACUCAGCGAGAGGAUGCGGAAGCGCCGAGCGUUCGCCGACAGAGAACUGGAGUCGGUGAUGAUGGAGCGAGAGAGACUCCACAACCAUCAUCAGCAUCACCUGGUGGACAACCAACCCUGCAGACCCAUCGCCCACCUCCUCCCAGCGAUGUGGCCACUUGGGGCUUCUGCAGUAUCUACGGCCACCUAUUUACAGUCCUGCUUGCACGAACAUUUUCAACAGCAACAACAUCAUCAGCAGCAGCAUCAUCAUAAUCAGCAGCGCCCAUUACCUCUGGACCUCACGAUGCCCAAAUCGUGUCCUAAAACGCUCAGUGCUCCUCCGAUGGAGCUGUGUCCAGUGAUGCACUCGUUACCACUGACAUCAUCAGCAGCAGCAUCAUCAGCAGCAGCAUCAGCAUCAUCACAUGUGUUGAUGUCAAAUAUUCAACCUCUGCCGCGGAUCGUGUCAAGUGAAGCAGACACAAGGAACGCUUACUUCUUACAGCUGGAACGUCACCUUCAUCACCACCAACACCACCUUCAUGAUGCUGGUCACCACCAUCAUCAGCACCAGCGUCAAGAUGAUGAUCGUGAUGGUCAUCAGCAGCAGCAGGACCUCGGUGUCACCUGCACCUGCCCAAGCGCGCGGGAUUUGACCACGCUUGACGCGUGGAGGUCACAGCCACUGGGUCAUCACGACCUCUCCUCGGCCUUCAAAAGGUUUCCGAACUCGCAGAGCGCGACGGUCAAGUCGCCAACGGAGCGCGACAGAGAUGAGGAGGAGCAGCAUGAUGACGCAGAUGAUGAGGUGGCUGUGUUCGCGACAUCUCAAAGCAAGAAGUCGGCCUCUGUCCGGCGGCCUCUCCCCUUCUCUGUGGAGUCUCUUCUGCAGGCGUGCUAGCAGCGUGCUGGCAGCGUGGUGGCCUCGUGACGGCCUCGUGACGGCCUCGUGCUGGCCACGUGGUUGGCACGCGCUAGCAGCUUGGUGGCCACGUGGUUGACACGUGGUUGGCACGCGCUAGCAGCUUGGUGGCCACGUGGUUGGCACGCGCUAGCAGCUUGGUGGCCACGUGGUUGGCACGCGCUAGCAGCUUGGUGUCCACGUGGUUGACACGUGGUUGGCACGCGCUAGCAGCUUGGUGGCCACGUGGUUGGCACGCGCUAGCAGCUUGGUGGCCACGUGGUUGACACGUGGUUGGCACGCGCUAGCAGCUUGGUGGCCACGUGGUUGGCACGCGCUAGCAGCUUGGUGGCCACGUGGCUGGCACGCGCUAGCAGCGUGGUGGCCACGUGGUUGGCACGUGGUUGGCACGCGCUAGCAGCUUGGUGGCCACGUGGUUGGAACGUGGUUGGCACGCGCUAGCAGCGUGGUGGCAACGUGGCUGGCACGCGCUAGCAGCGUGCCGGCCGCGUGGUGGCCGCGUUACGACCUCGUGCUGGCCGUACGCGAGCUGUGCGAUGGCCGACUCUGGGCGCGUGCUGGCCACGUGCUAACCCGAGCGCGCCACGUCCCCCUUCCUCUUGUGUGCGACGCCGCGUAUCCGAGCGCCACAUAUCCGCCCUCACAGAGUAAUUGACCCCACCCCCCCUCGCCGCAUAGGCAGUGCUGCAUCAGCUACGGUUGGUGUUAGCGUCGCUCUGCAGAGAUGUUCACAGACCUGACCGCGUCUCGCCCAGCGAUGUCUCAUCUUGCGUCCGUUCGCUGACUUCCAGAGCACGGUGGUGUGCGAUGCACAGCACGGAAUAGUAAUCGUUCGCGGCGUCCCUUUGCGGAGAGCAUACCAAGAUAACGCAGCAGACAAUUCGCCUGCACACACCUGUCUCGCCACGUAAAAAAAAUAAAAUUAUCGGGCCUUCUUUGAGUA